CGGACGCACGAACCGACCGAGCGAGGGAGGGAGCGAGCAAGACUUCGCCGGCGAGGAGGAGCCGCGCGAGCGGCGGCGGCUGGGCGCUUCCCCGCGCGGCUGGGCGCUCAGCGCCUCCGCGGCCCCCGGCUCCCGGCCGCAGCUUCCCCGCGCGCGCGGGGCGCGGGGCCUGGGGCUUGCUUCGCUGAAGGGGUCGCCGAGCUAACUCCAAGCUGGUGUGCAAAGUGUCUGAGCGGCUGCCGGCCCAAGAGCUGGAGUCACCAUGGCGGCUGGAGUCGCAGCCUGGCUGCCUUUCGCCCGGGCUGCGGCCAUUGGGUGGAUGCCCGUGGCCAACUGCCCCAUGCCUCUAGCCCCGGCCGACAAGAACAAGCGGCAGGAUGAGCUGAUCGUCCUCAACGUGAGUGGGCGGCGGUUCCAGACCUGGAGGACCACGCUGGAGCGCUACCCAGACACGCUGCUGGGCAGCACAGAGAAGGAGUUCUUCUUCAACGAGGACACCAAGGAGUACUUCUUUGACAGGGACCCAGAAGUGUUCCGCUGCGUGCUCAACUUCUACCGCACGGGGAAGCUGCACUACCCGCGCUACGAGUGCAUCUCGGCCUAUGAUGACGAGCUGGCCUUCUAUGGCAUCCUCCCUGAGAUCAUCGGAGACUGCUGCUACGAGGAGUACAAAGACCGCAAGCGCGAGAAUGCCGAGCGGCUCAUGGAUGACAAUGACUCGGAAAACAACCAGGAGUCCAUGCCCUCGCUCAGCUUCCGCCAGACCAUGUGGCGGGCCUUCGAGAACCCCCACACCAGCACCCUGGCCCUGGUCUUCUACUACGUAACUGGCUUCUUCAUUGCUGUCUCGGUCAUCACCAACGUGGUGGAGACGGUGCCUUGUGGCACAGUCCCGGGCAGCAAGGAGCUGCCGUGCGGAGAGCGCUACUCGGUGGCCUUCUUUUGCCUGGACACGGCCUGCGUCAUGAUUUUCACGGUGGAGUACCUCCUCCGGCUCUUCGCGGCGCCCAGCCGCUACCGCUUCAUCCGCAGCGUGAUGAGCAUCAUCGAUGUAGUGGCCAUCAUGCCCUAUUACAUCGGCCUGGUCAUGACCAACAAUGAGGACGUGUCUGGGGCCUUUGUCACGCUCCGGGUCUUCCGCGUCUUUAGGAUCUUCAAGUUCUCCCGCCACUCCCAGGGCCUGCGGAUCCUGGGCUACACCCUGAAGAGCUGUGCCUCUGAACUGGGCUUUCUCCUCUUCUCCCUCACCAUGGCCAUCAUCAUCUUUGCCACUGUGAUGUUUUAUGCGGAGAAGGGCUCCUCUGCCAGCAAGUUCACAAGCAUCCCUGCCUCUUUUUGGUACACCAUUGUCACCAUGACCACACUGGGAUAUGGAGACAUGGUGCCAAAGACAAUUGCAGGAAAGAUCUUCGGCUCCAUCUGCUCCCUGAGUGGUGUUCUGGUCAUUGCCCUGCCAGUCCCUGUGAUUGUUUCCAACUUCAGCAGGAUUUACCACCAGAAUCAGAGAGCCGAUAAACGCAGGGCACAAAAGAAGGCCCGCCUUGCCAGGAUCCGUGUGGCCAAAACAGGAAGCUCCAACGCUUACCUGCACAGCAAGCGCAAUGGGCUCCUCAACGAGGCACUGGAACUGGCGGGUACCCCAGAAGAGGAGCAUAUGGGCAAGACCACAUCACUCAUCGAGAGCCAGCACCACCAUCUGCUGCACUGCCUGGAAAAGACCACUGGGUUGUCCUAUCUUGUGGAUGAUCCCCUGUUAUCUGUACGAACCUCCACCAUCAAGAACCAUGAGUUUAUUGACGAGCAGAUGUUUGAGCAGAACUGCAUGGAGAGCUCAAUGCAGAACUACCCAUCCACAAGAAGUCCCUCUCUGUCCAGUCACCCAGGCCUCACUACCACCUGCUGCUCCCGUCGUAGUAAGAAGACCACACACCUCCCCAAUUCUAACCUGCCAGCCACUCGCCUGCGCAGCAUGCAGGAACUCAGCACGAUCCACAUCCAGGGCAGUGAGCAGCCCUCCCUUACUACCAGUGAUCCUGAGACGUGCUAUUAAAGCCUUCUCUGUCACUGCCAAGUAUUACAGACUUGUGCCUGGGAGUUACAUCUGAGUGAAUGCAAAUGAGGAAGAGGAAAGAAUGAAGCAAGAAUGGGGAGAGUUUCGGGAUGAGGGCAAUUCACCUAUCUAUGAACAAACAUGCUUCCCUUGUGAUUGGAACCACUAGUGUUUGCAAUAUCUCUUUCUGGGAAAGAAAGGGAAUGGUCAGAUUUAUCACACUGGGAUCUUGAAAAGGAAAUAGCCAAGUUCUGGGAAACCAUCAUCUCUGAUGUGUUACCAUGAAGAGAGGACAGAAGACUCCUGGGCUCACAGCUGCUGCAGCUCCUUUGGCACCUUGCUAUCUAUCCUUUCAGGAUCCACCAUCAAGUUCAUCCAGAGCUCUGCAAAAAGGUCCCAUGAGCAGUUUCUUCCAGAGAGGAUAGCAAAAUGGACAAGAGUCUUCUGACUUACCUUCUACCUGAGGCAACUCCCACACAAAGGCUGCAGGCAUGCUAAUCCUGUGUGCCUUGUGAAAGACAGUUCAAAGCAUGAAAUCAAGUUAGAGAUUCUAGAUGAUUCUUACCUGGUCUGAAAGAUACCUUGAGUUUGAAGCAUCUCCAGGUCUGAUCUCUGAAGAUAGCUGCAAUGAGGAAGAAGCUGAUCACCUCCAUGCAAGUGAGGGAGUGAAGAUUAUUUCUUGAAAACCUGGACAGCUUUUCUGUUCUAGUUGCAUCCUGGAGGCGCUGGGGAUGGCAUUUCUAGAAUUCUCCUAACCAUUUUCACCACUUAUAGCAGAGCAGGUGGGCCUCAGGGUUAGUGACAAGCCCUUUCCUGCCCUCCCCAAUCCCUAGUUACCCUACUGCAGCCUCUGCAGCCUGGGCGCUGAGAUGCACAAGCUCCUCUGGAGCUCCUCAUCCAUUCUGCAGCUUGGAGUUUAACUGUUUAAUUAUAGGCCAAGAAUUUCUCUGCCCACCACAGCCAUCUAGAUAAGUUUCACCAGCCAGGAACCUAAAACUCUCUCUAUGGGGUUCCCUGUGACCCCAGCUCAAAUGACCCUGUAGAUAGAAAUCAAUGGGUUUUGAGGUAGCACCAAGCCAGGAAGUAGGUAGAAGGGCAGAGGAGAGCCUUCUUUGAAUCCUCAUCUCCUUGUGCUUAUCCUUAUUGACCAAUUACAGUCCUUUCUCUAGGUCUGGUCUCAAGGAUUUCCCCUUAACAUAGGAAUGGGGUGGCUCCUGCCCUUGGAGCUUUGGUCUAAGAGAACAGGAAAGCAUUACCAUACAACUAUAGAGGCAUAUGUUUGCACACAACACACCACCAACCUAAACACAUCUGAGAGUAAGUACUUUAAUCCAUUCACUUCAUACAUACAUCUCAUGGGGAAAGGCAGAGAAGCAAGCCAGAUCCAUUUAGAAAGCAGGCAAAAGACUAGGAACUUUCUCUUUAAAGAACAGAUAAUGGAACAAAACUAGGAAUUCCUAAGGACAUUAUACAUCCUGAGAAUUGAGUGGGGUAAAGGAUGAAGAGGUAAAUAGGCACAUGGUUACAUAUACAAAUUGCCUGUGCUUCAUUUAAGGUCCUUACAGUAUUAAGAAUAAUGACUGAUUCAACCAAGAAUCUACUUUUGAUACUGCACCAAAGGGAGUAUGUUAGUGGUCCUUACAAAAUUAGUUUCAAAAGUCAUGUUCCAAUUCUCCAUGUUUUUUAUUGACCCUAAGGAACUGAAUAUUUUGUUGCUUCCGUUUCAUUUCCAAAACCUACAUCAUGACACUUCCUAACAAUCAUGCCUUCAUCAUUACCUUCAUUUCCAACUUCCAUUGCAGCAUUAGCCAGUGAUGAGUGAUGCAAAUUACCUCUAGUCCAAAAGAUGUUAACCCAGGAAAAUGGUUCUCCUACACAAUAGAAUACAACCAGACUACACUGCUAAAGGGUAUUUUAAAGUAAACACACAGUCCAAAGUGUGCAGAAUCAGUUUAAUAAGUCUAACUACUUCUAGUGACUGAAGAACCAGGAAAUCAGUUUUCUGAAGACAAACAGCUUUCUUGUACAAUGCUCUUGAGCUUCAUCUUAUUUGUGAACCAUUUUAGCGUUCUAGAAAGUUCCCCAAAUCACUUUUCCCACUCAGCAUUGUGGGGAUAGAGUUGAAAAAAAAAAAAAAAAAAACACUACAAACAUGUCAAUUGAGAGGAAACAGAAAAUAUAGUAUAGUAUAUCAGACCUAGAAUAGAUAUUCUUUAAUUCAUUUUACAGUAUAGAAAGGUGAGGCCCAGAGAAAUUGAUUUGCUCGAGGUCAUGCAAUCAAUGAAUGACAGACCUGGGUCCAGAAGUCUAGUCCUUUGGCUAAUACUUUUUUUUUUUUCUUCCCCUAACACACCCAUUGCCUCCCAAAAUCAAUGCUUUAGAGAAGACCCAUCAAAGACUUCAUGCUAGAAUUAGAGACAUAGUCAUGUAAAUAGAAAUACUACUUGGAUACAGCUCUUGGAAAUUCCCUGACAGUGCUAAUACAAACUGUACUUUAGAAGUUACCAUUUCCUGGGUAGAACCAUCUAUGGACUAUCAAUUCUGUCAGAAACAGAUGAACAACUGAAGUCAAGUUUUCUCAGUCAAAUGUUAUCUAUUCUCAGUCAAAAGAUGGCUAGGAUAAAAACAUUUCAAAGCAUACUUUUCCUUAUGUUCCUGACCACAAUCUGUGAUGGUAGUAGGUCACAUAUCUAAAUCCUUGAUUCAGAGAGAAGAAACAGGUUGACUCAUCCAAGUUCUUAUGGCAAGUUAGUGGCAGAACUACAAUUUAAUCCAGGACCUAGACAUCUUGUCCUGAGAUUUUUUUUCUCCACAUCAUGUUUCAUUGAUCUAAGGCUUGCUUACAUUUUUAAACCCUGGUUUUCAAGGGUGGUGAUUAGGGGAGGAAAUAUUUCACUCAGAACCACCCUGAGGAACCAAAACUUGCAGAAGUAAACUAUUAUUUUUUCUUCAUCCCCUAUUUCCUAACUAGUGUCAAGCUCAGGACUAAUUGUACAGAACCCUUUUCAAGAGACCAAUAGAUACUCUCAAUGACAAUUGAACACAUCAGUCUACAGUAACACAGAAUUUGAAAAGUGGUUAAUACUGAUCCAUGAUUAACCAAAACAAUAUGUGGAUAUGCUGAGGACUUUAUUUUUUUCCUGCAGUUCAGGAUCAUGUCACAUUAGAAUGCAAGUAGGGAAUGUAUACAUUGAAACAUUAUAUACCUAGCUUUUUUCAGUCUUUUUAAAAUUUUGCACAGUAGUGGUUGAAAUUGAGCUAACACUAGAAUUGAGGUUAUUAGUGAAUUCCAGUCAUCCAGGCUCCCUCACUUUAAUUACCAGGUAACCAUAAGGCAGAAGGAUCCCAACGCUGUUGAUUUAAGGCAAUAUUAGUUUCCCUCUAUACUAGUUGGCAUGGUUACUGUGGUAACAGAAACCUGAGAAACUUUUAUUUUCCCUUCUUGGUUUCCUAAUGAAUUCUUGUUAUUUGCAAAGCUUUAAAAUGACUGGAUGAAGGGAAAACAUUGUAUGACCCAUACCCUUGGAGCCUGAAGAGCAUCAUUAGAACUAAGAAAAAGUGGCUAUCCAAAAAUGAAACAGCUUUAAAGGGGUUCCUUAUGAGUCUUGUUUUUUAUUCAGGAUGUUCUACGUUUUUUCUCAUUAAAUGUGGAAAUGACACUUAGCAGGUUACUUAACUACACUGGCCAGUAUCACUCUAACCAGUGUAGGGCACUGACCCAAGUCCUGGGGGUGGGGGUGGGAGGCCCUCGGACCAAUGGACUAUUUUACAAACCUGGGAGGUGGGAGGGAUGGUCUAUUUUUGAUAAUCAGACAUUCCAGUAUGUUUUCCUUAGAGGUCACACUCUCCCAUUGUUAUUGUGAAAAACAUUGUGUUUUUUUUCUAUUUUCGUAUAAUAAAUGAGCUUUGCUUAACAACAUCACAUAGCAAAGAAAUAUACUGUACAAAACUGCAGGAAGAUAAACGUGAAAACUUUCUAUGGGAAAAUGACUCUUGAGUUUCCUGUCGUCUUCUUUUGAAACUGUAGUGCAUAUGUUACAACAUGUAUAUCAUUUACAGUAUUGAGUCGUGUGCCACUGCUGUACCUGAUGUAUCCAAUCUGGAUUAAACAAUGUGCCACAAACCCUAAGAUUGAC
Molecule: messenger RNA, 6186 nt
Organism: Sciurus carolinensis (gray squirrel)
Lineage: Eukaryota; Metazoa; Chordata; Mammalia; Rodentia; Sciuridae
Gene: Kcnd3
Product: potassium voltage-gated channel subfamily D member 3
Exons: 8
Coding region: 263-2050 (595 amino acids)
Biological process (GO): potassium ion export across plasma membrane; protein homooligomerization
Cellular component (GO): neuronal cell body; membrane; voltage-gated potassium channel complex
Molecular function (GO): protein binding; A-type (transient outward) potassium channel activity
Source: RefSeq, a predicted model, not a curated record